Molecule: messenger RNA, 1991 nt
Organism: Andrographis paniculata
Lineage: Eukaryota; Viridiplantae; Streptophyta; Magnoliopsida; Lamiales; Acanthaceae
Exons: 6
Coding region: 250-1833 (527 amino acids)
Source: RefSeq, a predicted model, not a curated record
UACUGCCACAUUUCACGCUCCCCGCAGCGCCCCGCUCCCUGUUACUACCCCCCCACCCCACCCCCCAUGCCUGCAAUCAUUUACUUUUCGAGCUGGUACAGUUAGCUUCGAAAUGCAAAUGAUAUUUAUAUCGAACUCCGCCGGAUCUGAAUGUUCGUGAAUGUGUAAUCUCAGACUUCCACUAUAUUUAUAUCUAUUCUGGGAGCCAGAUUUGUGCAAUUGAUUUGAAUCAUGAAUGAGUGAAGAGUUAUGGGUUUGAACAGUAGCAAGCACAGUGCUCCUGGCCCCUCAUCCUCGUCGUUGUCGUCGUCGUCGUCGUCUUCUGCGACGGCAGUACGGCGGAGCCGAUCCAGCAGAACCAGAGCUCUGAAACCGUCGUGUCUCCGAUCUCAUCGCUUUGAUUGCGAUGAAUCUCAGAUCUCCGAUUGCCCGAAUGAAGAGAAUGGCAAGUCAGUCUCUUGUCAAGUCUCAUCCGAAUGUUACGGGACGGAUGAAGAUGAGCCGACUGAUCUCCAUGAUUGGGACGAAUCGAAUGGAGUCUCUGAACAGGGCAAUACUUCCAUGUCUAUGCCGCAGCCAUCAAACCCUCCCAGUCGUCUUGUUUCUCGCUUCAGUUUCUACCCUGGAAACUUAAGCUUCCGCCUCGCCAGAUCAAGCAGCUCGGCAGCUGCAAGAUCUUAUCAGUCCGGCGGCGUCGCUGCCGGAAACGAAGAUGGAGAGUGUGUGGGUUCUUCUAGAAGUGACAGACUACGAGGUUGUGAAUUUUUACCUUCUUGCUUCUCCAACAGAUCUCCCAGAAUGCAAGAUGAGAAUGGCAGGUCUAAUCCAAGUCUGGACGACGGCUGCUUGAGGAAUAGGGAUGGUUCGAGAGUAGAAUGCAAUCCAAAUUUAUUUUCGCCUGAGAAUCAUAUGAACUCCGACAGCAUCAGGCAUGCUGAAAGACGGUUCUCUACUCGCGAACCUGCAGAACGGAACGUCCGGUUUAGUAGAACUUUGAGUGUCGGCAGGCUUCGAGACAGGGUUCUCCGCAGAGCAUCUGCUGCCGAUUUGGACUUGUACCAUUUCCCACAAAGCCGAGAAGAAAGACUCGCACGACACCGACGUGGUUUAGGCCAUACUGAAGUAGAGGCGACGCCUGAUGAUAGUAAUGAUAUUAGCAACAUCGGUCAGCAAACAUCCUUGGACAAUGUAGUACCGUCUACUUUCUCUAACGGUUUUCAUGACAGUCCGCGUGUUAGAGAGACGAGGUACCGUGAUCUCCUGGAGCACAGGUCUAAUUUCCUCGAGCGUAGAAGACGAAUAAGAUCUCAGGUUCGAGCGCUUCAGCGACUGGGAAGUCGGUUUGAGAAUAUGUCCGGUCACGAGAGGUCUUGCAUCUUAUCUGGCCAGCACCGAGGCGGUCAUUGCUCAUGUUGCCUUUCUGCUCGGGAGGGCAACUCGAAUGAUGACGCCAAUGCUCGGGCCAGUAUAUCAAGAAUCGUGAUGCUAGCCGAGGCUCUAUUUGAGGUUCUAGAUGAAAUCCAUCAGCAAUCUGUUGUGCUAUCAUCCAGCCCUUCGGUAUCUCCCAUCGGAUCAGUCCCGGCGCCUAACGAAGUGGUGGAGUCCUUGCCUCUGAAAACGUUCAAUAAACUGAAAAGGAAGCCGUGCGAAGAUGCUGCACAAUGUUACAUAUGCCUUGUUGAGUACGAGGAUGGAGACAGCAUGCGGGUGCUGCCCUGCCGGCAUGAAUUUCACCGAGAUUGCGUUGAUAAAUGGCUGAAAGAAAUUCACAGGGUAUGCCCGCUUUGCAGAGGCGAUAUUUGUCGCGUCGAUUCGAUCCCUUCCAGGAGCUGAUGAUGGGGCCUUAAUAUUUACUUGCCUCAAUGGAAUAGCUUCUGGAAUUUCAUGGCUGCCGGCAUCUGUCUGUUGUUCUGUUAUAUUCAUUUCGGCUUCAUAAAACAAGUCAUACUUACUUUGAUCUAUACAUAUACAUAUCUAUUUAUUGCCUGAAA